AUGGGUAAAUAUCGGCCUAGGUUCAACGAGCGUGCUCGGGCGGGGACUGUGUCGAAGCAGAAGAAGCUCAAAGCUCUGAGGCAGCCUAGAUCAGUCAGACGGCCGGAGGAUGCUGAUCAAGAAGACGAGAUCCAGCAGCAGCAGCAAGCUCAGCCGGAGCCUGCAGUUAUUUUAAAAGACACUAGCAAUGGCGUUGAUCCGAACGUGGACAUUCUUGUUCCGAUUACGGAGGAAGAACGGGCAGCGAAGAGAAAAGAGCUUGAAGAACUUUUCAAACCGCCCGAGUCGAAGAUGUCAAAGCAGAAGCAGAAACGGCUCGAUAAAUACAUAGAGCGGCAACUGAAGCGGGAAGAGCGCAAGAUCUUGAUGGAGAAACUAGCGCAUUCAAAGAUCGACACGUCGCUUUUGCAUAGUUUGAAGAAGCUGGGCACGAAUAAUAAUACGAAGCGUGAACAGCUUAGGGAUGCGCUGUUGAAUGAGCAUCUGGGUAUCUUGGACGAGCAGCAAAAGAAGUUGCUAUAUGAAGAACGGCAGAUUGAAACCGAGAAGGCUCCAGAGCCUGAACCUCCCACUGUUUUCAACGGCGAUCAUCAGUCUUUAGAUCAGUCUGCUGCACCCACACCUGCGCCCUCGACUACAACAUCUGAAUUCAAACCUACAUUCCAAUUCGGAGGUGCUGGAUUCGGCUUUGGAACCCUUCAGAAAAAGCCAAAGCCCGAGAUUCAACCACUGAAGCGCAGUCAAAAGAAGGUUCCCUAUACUUGGCGUGCGCGCUUGGAGCAGGAGAAGUUGCGGAAAGCAAAGGUUGCGGCCGAUGAUGAGGAGGAUUAUAGUUCGAGCGAGGAGGAGUCGCAGAGUGAAGAUGGCGAGGAUGAGGAUGACGAGUCUGUAAGUGGAGAGUCUGAGUCUGAGUCUGGGUCUGGGUCUGAAGAGUGGAGUGAUGGGGAGGAGUGGACUGGUUUUGGAGAUGAGUCAACAAAUGGAUCAGAGCUCAACGGUGCCGAAGAAAAAAAUGAGGACGAAGAGGAAGAUGGUGAUGAAGAAAGUGAUGGAGAAGAUGAAGAAGAUGAAGAAGAAGAAAGCGACGAGAACGACGACAGUGAUACCCCGCGCGUCUCUCGUGGCGCGAGCUUCAAAAAAUGGGCUGAAGAUCAGCUCCGAGGCGGCACGACCGAGAGCCUGUCAAACAUCAACACGAUGCCGCGCGUCGAAGUCCACUACGAACCAGUCGACCGUCCCGAAGACCGCGCGACCCCACCGCCCGACAUCGUCACGAUCGAGAACGCGGACCAGCGGAAGUCGUACUUUGUGCAGGUUAAGCGGAAGACGGAGAUCCAGGCUGCGCGGAUUCAGUUGCCGGUCGUGCAGGAUGAGCAGCGGAUUAUGGAGGCGAUUCAUAAUAACCUAUGCGUUAUCAUCUGCGGUGAGACUGGUAGUGGUAAGACUACACAGGUGCCGCAGUUUCUCUUCGAGGCAGGCUAUGGCGAUCCGAGUAGCGACAAUCCCGGAAUGAUUGGAAUCACUCAACCCCGUCGUGUCGCGGCCGUCAGUAUGGCGCAGCGAGUGAGUGAGGAGCUUGGUGCUUUACACAAGGACAAGGUUGCCUACCAGAUUCGAUUCGAGCAGAAUACAAGGCCUGGGACGGCUAUGAAGUUCAUGACGGACGGUGUCUUGCUACGCGAGUUGGCGACCGAUUUCACGCUGAGCAGGUACUCUGCGAUCGUGAUUGACGAAGCGCACGAGAGAAACGUGAAUACAGAUAUCUUGAUUGGCGUGCUGAGUCGAGUGCUGAAGCUGCGGUACGAUAUGAGCAAGGAAACUGGGUCGAAGGUUACCCCUUUGAAGCUCAUUAUCAUGUCUGCCACUUUGCGCGUGACUGACUUUUCGAUGAAUUCGACCUUGUUCAACGCGCCUCCGCCUGUUCUGAACGUUGACGCGAGACAGUAUCCGGUAUCGAAACAUUUCAACCGUCGAACGCCGACAAACUACCUCGACGAAGCGUACAACAAGAUCAAGAAGAUUCAUCAGCGGUUGCCACCUGGCGGAAUCCUGGUGUUUAUGACUGGUCAGAGUGAGAUUACGCAUCUGUGUAAGCGGUUGCGGACCGCGUUUCCAAAGCAGGGGCGUAAUCGCGCGGCCAAUGAGGAAGUUGAUCUAAUAUGUGAUGUAGCUGAGGUUGAGGUUGAAGAUGUUGAUCUGGGCGACGAUAUAAUCCAGGACGCGUUCGACAUUGACAACCUAAGCGAUGACGAGGACGAAAACGAGAUCGAAGAAGGCUUCGAAGAGCAGACUGAGGAGAUCAACACCGGUCCUCUUCAUGUUCUCCCUCUCUACUCCCUUCUGCCUACCGCUCAGCAGAUGAAGAUCUUUGAGAGUCCGCCUGAAGGCUCGAGACUCUGUGUUGUGGCUACGAAUAUUGCAGAGACUAGUUUGACUAUUCCCGGUAUACGCUAUGUCGUGGACUGCGGACGUGUCAAAGAGCGGCACUAUGACGAAGAAACCGGCGUCCAGAGAUUCGACGUGGGAUGGAUCAGUAAAGCUAGUGCCGAUCAGCGAUCCGGUCGUGCGGGACGUACCGGGCCGGGUCAUUCUUAUAGACUGUACUCGUCCGCUGUGUUUGAGAGUGAGUUCCCGCAGUUUACAACGGCAGAGAUUCUCCGCAUGCCGAUCGAAGGUGUUGUUCUGCAAAUGAAGAGCAUGGGGAUUGACACGAUCGCAAACUUCCCGUUCCCAACCCCGCCGGAUCGAAACAGUCUUGUGCUUGCGGAGCGACUGCUGCAUUACCUGGGUGCGAUCGACAAGAACGGUGCGUUGACGGACCUCGGACGAACGAUGAGCGUGUUCCCGCUUGCGCCGCGGUUUGCAAAGAUGGUGGUUAUCGGACAACAGUUUGAAUGUCUGCAGUACGUUAUCGCGAUCGUCGCGACGUUGAGUGUCGGAGAUCCAUUCUUGUCCGAGCAUGAACUCGGGAUCGAGAGCGAGCUGCUUGAUAACGCUGACGACGAGAACGAGGACGAUGAGGAAGACGACGACGACCUCAGAAAGAUGAAUCAGGGAGAUAUCGAAAGCAAUCGACGUCGUCGGAAGGAGUUUUACGUCGUGCAGCGCAAGUUUUCGGGAUUGGAUCCGACCUGCGACGUCUUGAAAAUGCUCUCUGUCGUGUGCGCGUACGAGUUUGCAGACGACGCCGCCGAGUUUUGCUACAAGAACUUUCUACGGCAAAAGUCGAUGGAAGAAAUCCACAAGCUGCGGCAACAACUCACGCACAUUGUCGCAAUCAACACGCCCAAGCUCGCGACCCUCAGGUUUGACACCAAGCUCGGACUUCCCUCCAGCGUGCAGGUCAAGGCGCUCAAGCAGAUGGUCACUGCGGGGUUUAUCGACCAGGUCGUCGUGCGCGAGGAUUUAGUCGCGGGCUUUGACGCGUCCAAGAGCACGAGUCGCGCGAUCCAAGGCGGUCGGAAACGGGUUAAAAUUACAGAUAUUCCGUACGUGCGUCUGAACCCUUACACGUUCAUAAAGGACAGCAGAUUUCUCAGCGGCCGCGGGGGUGUCGAUAAGUCGUGUAUCCGCGAGCCUGAACGGCCGGUGUACGUCCACCCGUCCUCGAUCUUGCUGUCGGCGGACGAGAUGGCGGGGGUGACGGAGAUGCCGCCGUUUUUGGUGUAUAACGUGAUUCAGCAGAGCGCGGCGCGGAACGUGGGGGAUGAUGAGAGUAGGCUGAGGAUUAGGAUUAAGCCGCUGACGUCGAUUACUGCGAAGCAGUUGGCUAAUCUUGCAAAGACGGUUUGA
Myxozyma melibiosi is the source of this 3792-nucleotide messenger RNA. Its product is annotated as essential DEAH-box ATP-dependent RNA helicase specific to the U3 snoRNP. Gene Ontology annotation, molecular function: ATP binding; RNA binding; helicase activity. Lineage: Eukaryota; Fungi; Ascomycota; Lipomycetes; Lipomycetales; Lipomycetaceae. The record is from RefSeq and is a predicted model, not a curated record. Bases 1 to 3792 code for a protein of 1263 amino acids. Gene Ontology annotation, biological process: maturation of SSU-rRNA from tricistronic rRNA transcript (SSU-rRNA, 5.8S rRNA, LSU-rRNA). The transcript is spliced from 4 exons. Gene Ontology annotation, cellular component: intracellular anatomical structure; nucleolus.